Rhipicephalus sanguineus (brown dog tick) is the source of this 666-nucleotide messenger RNA. RefSeq lists its product as uncharacterized. Gene Ontology annotation, molecular function: DNA binding. Lineage: Eukaryota; Metazoa; Arthropoda; Arachnida; Ixodida; Ixodidae. Gene Ontology annotation, cellular component: nucleus; transcription regulator complex. The transcript has 4 exons. Bases 1 to 666 code for a protein of 221 amino acids. Gene Ontology annotation, biological process: regulation of transcription by RNA polymerase II. The record is from RefSeq and is a predicted model, not a curated record.
AUGGCGAGUGCGGAAGGACCUUCAUUGUGCAGCGAUGAGUUGCUCGUCGAUGAAGUGCGUCAAAGACCCGUUCUCUACGACCAACGGCUAAAAACAUACCGGGAUAAGCAGCUGCAAUACGACGCCUGGCUGGAAGUGGCGGGCGCCAUGAAACAAAGCGUGGCAGAGGUGCAGCAUCGUUGGAGUUGUCUCAGGCAGAAAUUCCUGCGCCUGCGAAAGACGUACGUCAAGUCUGGCAGCGGCGCAGCGGACGUGGAAAAAACGUGGGAGCUGAUGCCACACCUGAUGUUCCUUGCAGAUGCCAUACAACGUCGGAGCUUGUCAAAAAAAGACAACGCAGCUGCUGCGUCACUUGAUGGCCAGUCUCUCGAGUCAACCUCGACUGUGGAAGGGCUGUGCAACACGUUCUACAUCGACAGCACACAAGACAUAUCACCAAUUGUUGAAGACCAGCUUGAUGCUUCGUCUCUUGCUGACGCUUUGUCGGUGCAGAGUAGCGACGCGAAUGCGUGUCCCGUCGCCAGCCCUGAUGAAGACGAACACUUUCUUUUGUGUCUAAGGGGGCUGCUGGCUAUAGUGGAUGACCGGAAGAAGGAGCGCAUUAAACUACAAAUUCACAGCCUCCUAGUUGAGGCAGCAUACCCUCCGGAUGCUGAAGAACCUUAG